AUGGAAGAAAAUGGAUUCUUACCAACUCUUCAUUUUCGAUCUAAAAAUUCACUUCCUGAACUACCUGACCAUACCUUUUCUUGUUCAGCAAAUCGAAAAUCUCGUCCUUAUUCAUCCGACUGGCAACAAAUAAGUAAAAAUCAACAUUAUGGAAAAUACUCAACAUGGAAUAAAAACACUAUUCAAAAUGAGGAAUACACCCAAGAAUAUGAAAGACCAGCUAAACGACUUUCUUUAUCAAAUUCGACAGCUUCUAAAUGGAGACAAAAUGUCGAGGAUAAUGGUAUUGGAAACUCAAAUCUCUCAGACAAUAAUCAAAAAGGACCAUUUCAAAGAUCUAUGAAUAAUAUUUUACCACAACCUGGUGAUCGUGGAAGUUUUAAAAGAUCAAUGGCCGGUUCUUUAUUUGGAAUGAGAUCUGUCGAGCAUUUGAAUCCAACUCCAAAUGAAUUUAAUACUUUAAAAAACGUUCAAGCAGAAACUCGAAGAAGAAGCGAUUUAAUGGUCAAAAUUGCUGGGCCUAUCGAAUUCCUUCCUACUGACUAUAAGCAUAAUGAUAUUCGGACUCUUACCGCAAGGUCCGAAUUAGCUAAAUUUGACGAUAUAACUCUCAAUAAUGUAAUGAAUCGUUACAGGAAUAGCAUUUCUUCUGGCUCCAAACCUUCCGAACCUCCCAAAAAUAUCGAGAUAACCAAAGAAGAAUGGGUUGCUAUGAUGAGAACCCUUGAUUUGUCUGAAGAUUAUAACCAGAACACAAUGAAAAUAUUGCAACAGUGGCAAGACAUCAAAAUCAAAGUUCCAAUUACCGUUGGCAAAAUUAUUAAACUAGAUUCGAAUAAAAAAGUUGCUACUAUUGCUGAUUAUACAGGUAAAAUACAAGCAAUUAUCCAUGAAAAUGUUCUUCGAGUUCAUGGUCAAAAGUUUCAAAUUGAUACAAUUCUUGUAUUAAAAAACGUAUCAAUUCUUCGUUCAAUUGGAAAUACAUACCUUAAUGUAACUCUCACCAACCUUCAUUUGACAUCAGCGCCUCAACAAUCAAACCAUCUAGAGUCAACACUACCUAGCGUAGUAUCACUUACCAAUAGACCUAUUGAAGAAGGAAUAGACUCGAAUAGUGGGAAUAGUGGCAAUCAGACCAGUGAUAGCCAUCUUGGUAAUUCCGAUAAAAAUGAUAUGACGAUUAAUAAAGAAAGCUCAGAAGGUAGUACAUCGACACAGAUUAACGAAUCACGAAUGAAAAUAAGGCCGAUGUCCGAUGAAGAUCAAGAAAACAAUAAUUUUAUGUUAUCUAACGGGGAAGAUUCCGAAGAUAUUUCAUGGAUGUUGGAUGGAUUGGAAGAAGUAAUAUCAGUUGAUUAUUAA
Molecule: messenger RNA, 1362 nt
Organism: Dentiscutata erythropus
Lineage: Eukaryota; Fungi; Glomeromycota; Glomeromycetes; Diversisporales; Gigasporaceae
Source: the annotation of a GenBank genome assembly